This is a messenger RNA of Phlebotomus argentipes, 551 nucleotides long. It is a transcript of the gene ND-13B, whose product is annotated as NADH dehydrogenase [ubiquinone] 1 alpha subcomplex subunit 5. The transcript has 4 exons. The record is from RefSeq and is a predicted model, not a curated record. NCBI's taxonomy places the organism in Eukaryota, Metazoa, Arthropoda, Insecta, Diptera, Psychodidae. Gene Ontology annotation, biological process: respiratory electron transport chain. The coding region runs from base 129 to 500 and encodes 123 amino acids.
GCCAAUCAGCUGCUCUUCCAGUUGUCAAAUUGGAAAAAGGCUGCGCGCAGAUAUACGCAGCCGUCGGGAGGAUUGUUGUUUCUUUUGGUAUAUUAUCUCAAGUGUGAAUCCUUUGGGGGUGUGUGAAGAUGUCAGGGGCACUGAAAUUGACGACAGGAUUGACUGGAUUGGCUGUCUCUGCGAAUCCUCAUCACACCCUCGGUGUGCUGUACAGCAAGAUCCUCAGGGCGCUGCAGAAGAUGCCCCAGGAUGCGGCGUACAGGAAAUACACGGAGAAAGUCGUGCAGGAGAGAGCGACAAUCGUGUCAACUACAGCCGACGUGAAGGCUAUAGAGUCCCGGAUUGGGUGCGGUCAGGUGGAGGAGUUGAUCGUGCAGGCGGAGAAUGAGUUGAUUCUGGCGCGCAAGAUGCUCGGCUGGAAGCCCUGGGAGACGCUGGCCACCAAAGCACCUGCCAAUCAGUGGGAUUGGCCGCCGGCGCAGAUCAAGCAGGGCCAGUAGAUCACGUGUGACGUGUAGAUGGAUCCUUGGGAGAAUAUAUAUUGAUAGAUA